Lasiodiplodia theobromae is the source of this 3432-nucleotide messenger RNA. RefSeq names its product Leucyl-tRNA synthetase. Gene Ontology annotation, molecular function: aminoacyl-tRNA deacylase activity; ATP binding; leucine-tRNA ligase activity. NCBI's taxonomy places the organism in Eukaryota, Fungi, Ascomycota, Dothideomycetes, Botryosphaeriales, Botryosphaeriaceae. The transcript has 3 exons. Gene Ontology annotation, biological process: leucyl-tRNA aminoacylation. The coding region runs from base 1 to 3432 and encodes 1143 amino acids. The record is from RefSeq and is a predicted model, not a curated record.
AUGUCGGCCGCCAAAGCGACGCUCGAGGCGUUGGACCCUAACGCCAGCUCCAAGAACACCCUCAAGAUCGAAAACACCGACAAGCGCGAUACCCUCAUUGCCGCCGAGAAGAAGUACCAGAAGCAAUGGCAGGACUCCAAGGUCUUCCAGCAGGAUGCUCCCUCCACGACCGAGUUCCCCUUCGGCUCCGUCACCGGCGACGACCUGCGUGCGAAGGCGCCCAAGUUCUUCGGCACCAUGGCCUACCCCUACAUGAACGGUGUCUUGCACGCCGGCCACAGCUUUACCGCGAGUAAGGUCGAGUUCGCCACCGGUUUCGCUCGUAUGCAGGGCAAGCGCGCUCUGUUCCCCCAGGGCUACCACUGCACCGGUAUGCCCAUCAAGGCCUGCGCCGACAAGCUGGUGCGCGAGGUUGAGCUGUUUGGAAAGAACUUUGAGGGCUGCAAGGAGGAUGACAUUGCCGAGCCCAAGGCUGAUGAGGUUCCUGCGCCCACCGAGGACACCACCAAGGCCGACAUCACCAAGUUCAAGGCGACCAAGGGCAAGGCUGCCGCGAAGACCAUCAAGACCAAAUACCAGUUCCAGAUCAUGCUCUCCCUGGGCAUCCCGCUCGAGGAGAUCCACAAGUUCGCCGAUCCGCAGUACUGGCUGGAGUUCUUCCCCCCGAGAUGCCAGGAAGACCUGACCUCCAUCGGUGCGCGUGUCGACUGGCGUAGGUCCAUGGUUACCACCGACGCCAACCCUUACUACGAUGCCUUCGUCCGCUGGCAAAUGAACCGCUUGAAGGGCCUCGGAAAGAUCAAGUUCGGCAAGCGCUACACUGUUUACUCUCCCAAGGAUGGCCAGGCUUGUCUCGACCACGACCGUAGCUCCGGCGAGGGUGUCACCGUCCAGGAGUACACUGCUUUGAAGAUGAAGGUUCUUGAGUGGCCCGAGAAGGCCAAGUCUAUCAUUGGUGAUAAGAUCCCCAGCGGCGCCAAUGUCUACUUUGUUCCUGCCACUCUCCGUCCCGAGACCAUGUACGGCCAGACCUGCUGUUUCGUUGGUCCCAAGGUCACCUACGGCAUCUUCAAGGUCACGGAUAACGAGUACUUCUUCCUGUCCCACCGUGCUGCUCGCAACAUGGCCUUCCAGAACAUCUUCCCCAACUGGGGUGUUUUCCCUCACGUCAUCGACCUGCAGGGUUCUGACGUCGUUGGCACUCUUGUCAACGCGCCGCUCUCUACGCACAAGGAUGUCAGGAUUCUCCCCAUGGAGUCGGUCAAGCCUACCAAGGGUACUGGUGUCGUAACUUGCGUGCCUUCCGACAGCCCUGACGAUUACGCCACCACGAUGGACCUCAUCAAGAAGGCGGACUACUACGGCAUCAAGAAGGAGUGGGCGGAACUCGAGAUCAUCCCCAUCAUCAAGACGCCCACGUACGGUGAUCUCACCGCGAAGACGCUCGUUGAGCAGAUGAAGAUCAACUCUCCCAAGGAUGCUAAGCAGCUUGCUGAGGCUAAGGAAUUGGCCUACAAGGAGGGCUUCUAUCAGGGUACUAUGACUUACGGCGAGUUCUCUGGCAAGUCCGUGCAGGAUGCCAAGCCUCUUGUUCGUAAGCAGCUGAUCGAUGCCGGUGAUGCUUUCGCCUAUGGCGAGCCCGAUGGCAUGGUUAUGUCUCGCUCAGGUGACGAGUGCGUUGCCGCAUACCUUGACCAGUGGUACAUGAACUACGGUACCACUGAGAACGGUGGCGAUGGCGAAUGGUGCGAAACUGUCCUGAACCACCUUGAGAACGGCAUGAACACCUUCUACCCCGAGGCCCAGCACGCUUUCAAGAUGACUCUUGGCUGGUUGGCACAGUGGGCGUGCUCGAGAUCGUACGGUCUCGGUACCAAGCUGCCGUGGGACCACACUCAGCUGGUGGAAUCUCUCAGUGACAGCACGGUCUAUAUGAGCUACUACACCAUUGCUCACUACCUCCACGGCGACAUUUUCGGCAAGACCAAGGGUCUUUCCAAGCAGAGGAUCACUCCCGAGCAGAUGACUGACGAGGUCUGGGAUUACCUCUUCUGCCGCUCCGAGGAUGUCAAGACCGACAUUCUCAAGGAGGAUCUCGAGGCCAUGCGGAGAGAGUUUGAGUACUGGUACCCUCUGGACGUCCGUGUCUCUGGCAAGGACCUGAUCCAGAACCACCUUACUUUCUGCCUUUACAUCCACACCGCUCUCUUCGGUCAGCAGCACUGGCCGCAGGGUUUCCGCGUCAAUGGUCACCUUAUGCUUAACGGCGAGAAGAUGAGUAAGAGUACCGGAAACUUCCUUACUCUUGGCGAUGCUGUGAAGAAGUUUGGUGCCGACGCAACCAGAGUGGCUCUUGCCGAUGCUGGUGAUGGAAUCGAAGAUGCCAACUUCGAGGAAACCGUCGCCAACGCCAUCAUUCUCAAGCUCUUCGAGCUCAGGAAGUGGUGCGAAGAGAUGGUCAACGAGGCGCACCUGGUCGAGGGCGAGGCGCAGUACAAGGAGGCCCGCGAUAGUGGCAAGGUCAAGAAUGCGGAUACCAUCCAACGUACGGGCGAGAAGCUGCUCUGGGACAAGAUGUUCGAGAACGAGCUCAACAGCUUGGUCAUUGAGACGAAGGAACACUACGUGAACACUUCGUACAAGCUGGCGCUCAAGUCCGGCUUCUACGACUUCACAGCCGCUCGUGAUUUCUACCGUGAGGUCACUAAGGCUGCCGGCAUCGGCAUGCACGCCGAUCUUGCGAAGCGUUUCGUUGAGCUUCAAGCCCUCCUCCUGACGCCCAUCGCUCCUCACUGGGCUGAGUACAUCUGGCUCGAGGUUCUGAAGAAGCCUGAGACUAUUCAGAACGCCCUUUACCCAACUGUAGCCACGCCGGAUCCGUCUCUCACGGCUGCCCGCGACUACGUGCGCACUACGACGUCGAACAUCACGUCGGCCGAGGGUCAACAAGUCAAGAAGCUUGCCAAGGGCAAGAAUGUUGCUUUCGAUCCCAAGAAGGACAAGAAGCUCACCAUCUUCGCUGCCGAGGCGUUCCCCGUUUGGCAAGACAAGUACCUCGAGCUUGUGCGCCAGAAGUUCGAGGAGCUCGGCCUUGUUGACGUCAAGGUCAUCACCAAGGAAGUUGCCAAGCCUGACAUGAAGAAGGCCAUGCCUUUCAUCCAGGGACUGAAGAGGCGUCUCGAUGGUGGUGAGAAGGCUGGUGAGGUGUUUGACCGUCGUCUUCCGUUCGAUGAGGUCGCGACGCUCAAGGAGAUGGUGCCGGGCCUGAAGCAACAGGUUACCAAGCUCAAGGUCGUCGAGAUUAUUGGCGUCAAGGAGGGUGAGAAGGUCGGCAAGGUCCUUUUCGGUGAGGGUGAGACCAAGGAUAACCUCCCGCCGAACGCUGAGUCUGCGGUGCCUGGCGCGCCGACGUUCUUCUUCGAGAACUUGUGA